This is a messenger RNA of Bufo gargarizans (Asiatic toad), 1435 nucleotides long. RefSeq lists its product as uncharacterized. The record is from RefSeq and is a predicted model, not a curated record. Lineage: Eukaryota; Metazoa; Chordata; Amphibia; Anura; Bufonidae. The transcript has 4 exons. Bases 84 to 947 code for a protein of 287 amino acids.
UUGAAGGUUGUAUCGCAGGUCUUGGCAUUCCUUUGCUUCCAACAGGAGCUGGGAUACAGGAUCUAUAGACUGAACUAGUGGAUAUGCCGGAAACAAUCACAGAUAUCCUGAUCUAUGCGCUGGAGAACAUCAGCAAAGAGUCUCUAAAAAACUUCAAACGGAAACUGUCAUCGUUCAAUGUACAAUCUCCCUAUAAGAAAAUACCCUCAAGUACAUUGGACGAUCAAUCAGCAAAGGAGGUAGUUGACUCCAUUGUACGGUAUUAUACCACCAGUGAUGGAGCCGAUAUUACUGAGAAGGUUCUGUGGGAAAUCAAUGAGCGCCAAAUCAGUCAGGACCUAAAUAAGAAUAUAGCAUCUGCAAAAAGGGUUCAAGUGGAGAAGACACCAGGGAAGGGUUUAGCUGACAAGCUGAGAGACAGAACAAACAGAACGUCUUCUCCUACCCGUUUUAGACAACACCAGAGACAGAAAUAUGGAAAGGAGAAUCUUCUGAAUUCUGAGAAGUCUUCUCAUUCUGAGACAGAACCAACACAACCUAGAAAUGUACGGAGGCUUCUAAACAUGAGCGGAGCAGAGAACAAGGGUCGAAGAUCCUCAACUCCCAGACAUCUGGGGAGACAAUGUCAACCUGAUAUACAACUGGUUGACCUGACGGAUACUGAUAUUGAACUUAUGGUUAAGAACCAUGAAAAGAAGGUGGAAACAUUUGCCCGUUAUGUGUUUCAACACUUGGUACCCUUUGACAUUUACCAAAGCUGGGUCAAAAACACAAAUUUUGAUGGCUGUAGAGGGAAAGUUGCCCUCCCGGGUAACUUGCGAGAUGCUAUAGUAAUGGAAGUUGGGAAAGAAUUUACUUUAAAUAAAGAAAAUAAAAGAAAAAUUAAAAACACAAUCAAUGAACUCUUGAGGAACCAAAGGCGUGGUGGAUGGCCCAUACUGAUAUGAUCGGCUGAAUCUACACAGACCCAGUAUAGAGAGUAAUGAAAACAAUGGGGGGGAUUCAUGAAAACUGCCUAUAGACAAAUCUGUCAUAGCGCCCACAGCACAGCUUUGUCUGGUUUACUGUUACUCCAUGUUCUCGAAGCUGUGGAAAGGUUGGCCAUGGUUUUGGAUAGAAUUGUACUGGUUAAAAAGUCAUGCAAAAUAAUGGCAAGGAAACAUAUGAGAAUGGAGUGCACGGUCAGGCUGUAAAUGUACUUGUCCGGUACAUCCAGGCCGGUUUCAUGUGAAUUUGUCAUGGAUUUUGCUGUGGAUUUCUGGCAAAUUUCAACCUAUACAUUUUGUAAAUCCACAACAUAAAUGGACAUGCUGUAAAAUCGGCACGGUGCGCUCUGCGCAUUUCAGUGGCUGCGCCCAGUAUUGCUGCUCUCAGCAGUUUAUUCCCUUUUACGUGAAGAUGAUGGAGCUUCUGUACCACAUACAGUCACUACAAA